Messenger RNA from Rhopilema esculentum, 1030 nucleotides. RefSeq names its product protein canopy 4. The record is from RefSeq and is a predicted model, not a curated record. Lineage: Eukaryota; Metazoa; Cnidaria; Scyphozoa; Rhizostomeae; Rhizostomatidae.
AGUCAUCCAAUGAGAUCACGACAAAUAGUAGACUAGACAUUUGUUUAUAACAAGACACUUUCAACUACUAGGUUGCCGCGAGGACAGUUAAAUAGAAAUCCUUACUUGAAAAAACAGCGGUAAUAAGUUUCUGAAAACCUUUCAACAUGAACAACAUAUUGACAAAUUUACUUGUUGCGUUGCAACUGAUAUCACUGGGGUUGGCCGCUACAAAUAAGUUGAACAGCAGCAAUGGAAACAAAGACAACAAACCAAUGCAUCCAAAGUUAGCAGAAUUCAACAGAAACGCACAUUUAAGGCCGACAAAAUGUCAUAUUUGUCGAGUGUUGGUCACAGAACUUCAAGUUGAACUGCGCAAAACUGAAAAAAUCAAGGACACGCUCCACUUAUCACACAAACUUGAUGACGAUAACGCAUCCAACCAAAAGAGCAUCAACUACCAAACAUCGGAACUCCGAUUGAUGGAUAGUUUGGAGAAUGUUUGUCAAAACACGCAGCGAUAUAGGGCGAUUGCAGGUCCAGAGUUCCCAUACAUAAAAGGAGUUAAAAGCAUGUUUCAAACUGAGCUGGAAAAUAUGAUGGGGAACAAGGCUUUAAAGAUGCAACUGGAUGCACCGCAAGCCAUUAUUGAUGACCCAACACUGGAAAUCAGAAGGCUAGGGUCCCUCUGCAAUCAAAUGAUAGAGAAUCAUGAAGAAGACAUUGAAGAUUGGUAUAUGAACAACCACGAGGAAGAUCCCUUGUAUUACAUCUGCGCAGAGAAAGUACUGAAAGGUAGCGACACAGAUUGUCUAACAGCGUCGACAGUCGUUCCAGACUAUGCUACCAAACCACUGCCUGACGAUACACCUUCAAUCCUUCACACCGAGCUGUGAUAGGACAGCUGCCAAAAAUACACAUAUUUGUAAGAUCCGGGAAGACAUUCCAGAAAAAAACAAAGAAAUGUUAAGACUUUUAUUUUCAUAAUUUCUAAUCGAGUAGAUUUUUAGGUGUUGCAAAUGUUGAGUUCUAUAGACAAAUUUUUAAAGCA